This is a messenger RNA of Ceratotherium simum simum (southern white rhinoceros), 2451 nucleotides long. Its product is annotated as zinc finger protein 177. The record is from RefSeq and is a predicted model, not a curated record. NCBI's taxonomy places the organism in Eukaryota, Metazoa, Chordata, Mammalia, Perissodactyla, Rhinocerotidae. Gene Ontology annotation, biological process: regulation of DNA-templated transcription.
UGCUUGCUCAGAACCCUGCGUGGCCAAGAGGGAGACACAACAGAGGAAGGAUGGCUGCAGGAUUGCUGCGAACCUGGUCACAGGACUCAGUGACCUUCGAGGAAGUGGCAGUGGACUUCUCCCAGGAGGAGUGGGCAUUGCUGGACCCUGCUCAGAAAAUCCUCUACAGAGACGUAAUGCUGGAGAACUUUAGAAACCUGGCAUCAGUGGGGUAUCAUCUCUGCAAACAUAGUCUGGUCACUGAGGUGGAGCAGGAAGAGCUGAGGCCAGAGGAGAGAGGAAUUCUCCAAGGUGCCUGUACAGUUUCAGACUGGGAUACUCAACUGAGAUCAAAAGAUGCAAUCCCUAUGCAAAAUGUUCCUGGGGAAAAAACUUCCAAUGGCAGAAAAAUGGCACCAACUCACCCUGGUGAGAAACCCUUGGGAUUUGAUCGUUGUGGAAAAUUCUUCAGAAGGAACUGUCACCUCAUUUGUGCAAGAUAUUGCAAGGGAGAGAAAUGCUACAAAUAUAAAGAAUAUGGGGAAGACUUCAGCCAUCCCUCAGCUCUUAGGAGUCAUGUGAUUACUCACACUGGAGAAAAAACUCUUGAAUUUAAUGAUUGUGGAAGAGCUUUCAAUCAAGAGUCAUCCUUGAGGAAAUGCUUCAGAACUCUCACAGGAGAGAAUUCUUAUGAGUGUUAUCAGUGUCUUAUAUCCUUCAGCUUACACUCUUCCUCUUCAGUACAUGAGCCUAUACCUACAGGAGAGAAACUCUGUGAAUGCAGUGACUAUGGGAAAAGAUCUUCUCUGAGGGUCCACCAAAAAGUGUGUACUGUGGAGGAAAGCUCAAAAUGUAAUGAACGUGGGCAAAUUUUCACUGGCCCCUUGUCUCUUCAGAAAUAUGUGAGACCCCACCCUGGAGAGAAACCUUAUGAAUGUAGUGACUGUGGGAAAGCCUUCAUUUUUCAGUCUUCCCUUAAGAAACAUGUGAGAUCACACACUGGAGAGAAACCUUACGCAUGUCAUCAUUGCGGAAAAUCCUUCAGCCAGAGCUCUCAUCUUAAUGUGCACAAAAGAACUCAUACUGGAGAGAAACCCUAUGACUGUAAGGAAUGUGGCAAGGCUUUCACUGUUCCUUCAUCCCUUCAGAAACAUAUGAGAACCCACACUGGAGAAAAACCCUAUGAAUGCAGUGACUGUGGGAAAGCCUUCAUUGAUCAGUCAUCUCUUAAGAAACAUACACGAUCUCACACUGGAGAGAAACCUUAUGAGUGCAGUCAAUGUGGAAAAUCCUUCAGCACGGGCUCUUAUCUCAUUGUGCAUAAGAGAACUCACACUGGAGAGAAAACCUAUGAGUGUAAAGAAUGUGGGAAGGCCUUUAGGAAUUCCUCUUGCCUAAGGGUCCAUGUGAGAACUCACACAGGCGAGAAGCCCUAUAAAUGUAUUCAGUGUGGAAAAGCAUUCAGCACCAGCACUAACCUUAUAAUGCACAAGCGAAUACAUACUGGGCAGAAAGUCUAUGAAUGAAAUGACUACAGGGUAGCCUUAAGUGGUCCUUCACGCCUCACUUCUCAUUUUAGAACUCACACUGGAGAGAAACCUACAUUGUGACCAAUGUAGAAAGCUAGUAGGCACAACUCUUGACUCACAUUAUACUGGGACCAACCUUAUAAAUGUUAUGGUUCUGUGAUUACUCUAUCAGUGAGUAUUUCAUCCCUAAAGUGCAACAACUCAUUAACUGUUGAGUGUUAAAGGUUAUGUUGCACUCUAAAUUCUCCUUGAUCUACAUCACAAAAGUUUUGAUAUAUAAUGUUUUCAUUGUAAUUUAGUAUUAAAUAUUGUCUGAUCCUCAUCAAGAUGUCUUGGACCUAUAGGUUAUUUAGAAGUUUAUUUUUUAAUGUGCAGACUCUAUCAUAUUUUAAUUAUCUUUUUGUCCUAGAUUUGUAACUUAAUUGAACUAUGCACAGCAUGCAUGAUCUUUGUGAUGUAGAUUCUAUAUAACAUAGAUUCAAACAGAAAAUUGUUGGAGACUUUCUGUGUGGCCUAAUGUGUGAGACACUACAAGUUGCCAUCCCAAUAUCCAUUCCUCCCUUCCUUCCUUAAAGUAACAAAACUACAAUUGUGUUCAAGUUGGCAGGGUGGACAAUUUUUUAAGGACUUAACUCCCAGCUUUCAUUGCAGCUAUGACUGCCCAUAAGCCCAUAGUCCUGGCCAAUUAGCAAUAGGCAAAGGUCACUGCUUGUGGGUUCUAAAGAUGCCCAUGGAAAUGGUAGCAUCUCAUCUGGCAUCUUCUCUUUACCCUUUGCCCUUCGUCUUGUCUGUUCUUUCCUAGAAAAUAGACCAAGAGGCUGACAGUCAUAGGCUACUGAUUAUACAACAGUGACAUACAAUAUUAUUUGGCUGUACCAACCCUUGGUUGCUUAUUUCUGGACUUCAUGGAACAUGAGAAAAAUAAACUCCUACCUGGUUUAAA